UCCGCGAAGCUCACUUCCACUCCGUUCGUCGCCUAUUUAUCGCCCCCCACCUCCACCACCUCAUAUCUCAAUCCAUCCUCAACCUCACCUGCAUCCCCCACCAUCCCCUGCCUGACUGACCCCUCUACCUUCUCCAUUCCAUUGCUGUUGUUUCUUGAUCGAGCCGAGAUGAAGCUGUCCAUGCAGUCGCUGGCCAGGAAGCUGUCCAUCCCGUCCCCGAAGCGGGGCAAGAAGGACGGCAGCAAGCAGCGGGGCAUUUCCCGGAGCGAGGCGCCGUCCUUCGCGUCCACGGCGUCGGCCUCCUCCUCCUCGUCGGACGAGGGCGCGCUGGCGAGGUCGACCACCCCUCGGUCGGUGCUCCCGGCCAAGAUCUCGCGGCGGGAGCUGGCGGCCGUGCUCCGGCGCCUCGGCCACGGCGAGCUCUCCGACGACGAGCUCGACGCCGUGGCGGCCAUCGCCGCCGCCGAGGACGGCUCCGGCCCCGAGGACGAGCUGAUGGAGGCCUUCCGCGUGUUCGACGCGGACGGUGACGGCCGCAUCGACGCCGAGGAGCUCCGCGGCGUCAUGGUCGCCAUCCUCGGCGCCGGGGCCGACGGCUGCAGCCUCGACGACUGCAGGCGCAUGAUCGGCGGCGUCGACGCCGACGGCGACGGCUUCGUCGGCUUCCAGGACUUCGCGCGCAUGAUGAUGAUGACCACCACCGCCGCAACGGACGGCCCGAGAUUCCUGUGAACCCAUCCAUGCCCUCACGGCGUGGCACGCACCUCCUCUGUUCCCGCUAGCUGUGUUGUGCUCGCCCGUUCUUCCCGCGAAAUUUCCAACGGCCAGACGCGCUCAGAUCGGAUGUGUUCAUCCUUUUUAGGCGCGCAUCGAGAUGAACUGUUAGUUGCUAGUAAUCGCUAUCACUCUACAAGUAUUAGUACAAGAACGAACGAACAUUUA
Lolium rigidum is the source of this 942-nucleotide messenger RNA. Its product is annotated as probable calcium-binding protein CML35. The transcript has a single exon. The record is from RefSeq and is a predicted model, not a curated record. Bases 169 to 732 code for a protein of 187 amino acids. Gene Ontology annotation, molecular function: calcium ion binding. Lineage: Eukaryota; Viridiplantae; Streptophyta; Magnoliopsida; Poales; Poaceae.